AUGGAGACAGCAGAAAGAAGGAAUCAAACACCCAUCGUGGAAUUGAUUCUUGUCGGGUUUGGAAACGGCCCUGAACUUCAGCCCCUCCUCUUCCUCCUGUUUCUAGUGAUCUACAUAGCAGCUCUGGCCGGGAACCUCCUCAUCUUUGUGCUAGUGGUGCCUGAUUCGCACCUUCACACCCCCAUGUACUAUUUUGUGGCCAACUUGUCCGCUGUGGAGAUCUGCUCCGUCUCCACCACCCUGCCCAGGCUGAUUGGCAGUCUGGCGACCGGGGACAGAACCAUUUCUCUACAGAACUGCUAUGUGCAAUUCUAUAUCUCUGUUAUCCUCUCCAAUGCAGAAUGUCUGCUGCUCACGGCCAUGUGCUACGAUCGGUAUCUAGCGAUCUGCCACCCCCUCCGUUACAAUGCUCUCAUGAACGGCCAGGUUUGCGGUCACUUGGUGGCCUGGGCCUGGAUAUUCGGCAUUUCCUACUACGUCAUGCUGCACAUUUUCAUUCUGCAAUUAAGAUACUGUGGUCCCAAAGAAUUUGACCAUUUCAUCUGUGAUUUCUCAGUCCUUGCAGAAUCGUUCUGUGGCAACACCAGGAUUCUGAAUUUGCUGUCCUUUCUUUUGUCUGUCAUUGUGAACGUUGGGAUCUUUCUCGUGACCCUGACGUCCUACAUUUGCAUUAUCGCCAGCAUCCUGAGAAUCCCUUCCGGCACCGGCAGGCAAAAGGCCUUUUCCACCUGCUCCUCCCACCUCACCGUGGUCACAGGUUACUAUGUGAGUGUAAUUAUAGUCUAUGUAGUUCCGCUGUUCAACCCUCCCGCAAUUGUGUACAAAAUAAUGUCUCUCUGGUUCGCAAUCCUGAUCCCCUUGCUCAAUCCUGUCAUCUACUGCCUGAGAAACAAGGAGGUCCAUCAGGCCCUGAGGAAAACUCUUCGGAAACUGGCUGCUUUUAGACACAGGCCUGAAGUGUGA
This is a messenger RNA of Pelodiscus sinensis (Chinese soft-shelled turtle), 963 nucleotides long. RefSeq names its product olfactory receptor 11A1-like. Gene Ontology annotation, biological process: G protein-coupled receptor signaling pathway. Gene Ontology annotation, cellular component: membrane. Gene Ontology annotation, molecular function: olfactory receptor activity; G protein-coupled receptor activity. NCBI's taxonomy places the organism in Eukaryota, Metazoa, Chordata, Testudines, Trionychidae. The record is from RefSeq and is a predicted model, not a curated record.